AUGAAGAGGGAGGAGGACCCUGGUCUUGCAAUCCGCAUCAUCAGCGGCAUGGCGAUUUGUCGAAGUUUAGACCCGAGCAAGUCAAGUGUCGUUCCGUUUAUAAUCGUGGCAGCGAUCCCAGCACGGGCGGACGACUUAGCUUCAGUCACUACUAUAACGAUCAUCCUGGAUGGCCCCAAUGUGGUAGGAUCUGUGGUCCAUCGAUCACCUUAUUCGAUGGUUCUCCGAUUAGCAUCCUUACCGGCUUAUUGCAGUCCCGCGGGGAUGAUCUGUACCAAAGAGAAGCGCGGAGAUAGUGGUCCUCACGACGAAGAAAGCCUGACCGGCCCGCCGCCUUCGAUCCAAGAAAAGUACAACUCUUAG
Aspergillus tubingensis is the source of this 363-nucleotide messenger RNA. RefSeq lists its product as uncharacterized. The transcript is spliced from 4 exons. Bases 1 to 363 code for a protein of 120 amino acids. NCBI's taxonomy places the organism in Eukaryota, Fungi, Ascomycota, Eurotiomycetes, Eurotiales, Aspergillaceae. The record is from RefSeq and is a predicted model, not a curated record.